AUGGAAAAACUGCUUUUGUUUCUGCUGUUCAUUGGCAUAGCAGUGAGAGCUCAGAUCUGCCCCAAGCGCUGUGUCUGUCAGAUCUUGUCUCCGAACCUUGCCACCCUUUGUGCCAAGAAAGGGCUCUUGUUUGUUCCUCCCAACAUUGACAGGAGGACCGUGGAGUUAAGGCUGGCAGACAACUUUGUUACAAACAUUAAAAGGAAAGACUUUGCCAACAUGACCAGCCUGGUGGACCUGACACUGUCCAGGAAUACAAUCAGUUUUAUCACACCUCACGCAUUUGCUGACUUGCGCAACUUGCGGGCUUUGCAUUUGAACAGCAACCGAUUGACUAAGAUCACCAAUGACAUGUUCAGUGGGCUCUCCAAUCUUCACCACUUGAUACUUAACAACAACCAGCUGACUUUAAUUUCUUCCACAGCUUUCGAUGAUGUUUUAGCUCUCGAGGAAUUGGAUUUGUCUUACAACAAUCUGGAAACCAUCCCCUGGGAUGCAGUGGAGAAGAUGGUUAGUUUGCACACGCUCAGUCUGGACCACAACAUGAUUGACCAUAUUCCUAAGGGGACCUUUUCCCACCUCCACAAGAUGACCAGGUUGGACGUCACGUCUAACAAACUGCAGAAGCUACCGCCUGAUCCUCUCUUCCAGCGAGCUCAGGUACUAGCAACCUCAGGAAUUAUCAGCCCCUCGACUUUUGCAUUGAGCUUUGGUGGGAACCCUUUGCAUUGCAACUGUGAGCUCUUGUGGCUGAGGCGCCUCUCGAGGGAAGAUGACCUGGAGACCUGUGCUUCUCCCACGCUGCUGUCUGGCCGGUACUUCUGGUCGAUCCCCGAGGAGGAGUUCCUGUGCGAGCCUCCCCUCAUCACCCGGCACACCCACGAGCUGCGGGUGCUGGAGGGCCAGCGGGCAGCCCUGCGCUGCAAGGCCCGGGGGGACCCCGAGCCAGCCAUUCACUGGAUUUCACCUGAGGGAAAACUGAUUUCAAACGCGACGAGGUCCGUGGUGUACGACAACGGGACACUCGACAUCCUUAUAACGACGGUGAAGGACACGGGCUCCUUCACCUGCUUUGCUUCCAAUCCGGCCGGGCACAUCCACGAGCCCGACCCGGGCUCCUCAGAUAUCUCCACUUCCACCAAGUCGGGUUCCAACACGAGCAGUAGCAAUGGGGAUACUAAAGUCACUCAAGAUAAGAAGGUGGUUGUUGCGGAAGCAACAUCCUCUACUGUUCUGCUGAAAUUCAAUUUUCAGAGGAAUAUACCUGGGAUACGUAUGUUCCAAAUCCAGUACAAUGGUACUUACGAUGACUCCCUUGUUUACAGAAUGAUACCUCCCACAAGCAAAAGCUUCCUGGUCAACAACCUGGCAGCUGGGACUGCGUAUGACCUGUGUGUCCUGGCCAUCUAUGAUGACGGGAUCACCUCUCUGACGGCCACCCGGGUGGUGGGCUGCACACAGUUCACCACCGAGCAGGAUUACGUGCGCUGCCACUUCAUGCAGUCCCAGUUCCUGGGUGGGACCAUGAUUAUCAUCAUUGGUGGGAUCAUUGUGGCCUCCGUGCUUGUGUUCAUCAUCAUCCUCAUGAUCCGCUACAAGGUGUGUAACAACAACGGGCAGCAGAAGGCCACCAAGGUCAGCAACGUGUACUCGCAGACGAACGGGGCUCAGGUGCAGGGCUGCAGCAGUGCGCUGCCGCAGUCCCUGUCCAAGCAGGCUGUGGGGCACGAAGAGGGCACCCCGUGCUGCAAGGCUGCCAGCGAGGGCGCUACGCCGGUGCCGGAGACCGGCUGCAGCCAGGACUCGGCCACCACUACCUCCGCUUUGCCUCCUGCCUGGACUUCCAGCACUUCUGGCUCCCAGAAGCCGAAGCGAAAGCCGGGGCCAAAGCCAAGCAGCGAGGUGCAAAGCGACGCUGCCGGCAGCAUCGAGUCCCAGAACACGAACAGGAAUAACUCCACUGCCCUGCAGCUAGCUAGCCGUGCCCCCGACUCGGCCCGAGGGGCCCCCACCUACAAAAGAGCACAACCCAAGCCAAGUAAGAUCCUCAGCCUGUCCAUGAACGGGAUGCUGCUCCAGCCAGGCCUCUCGGACCUGGGCGCUGGAAAAGCAACUUUCUCCAGUUCUGAGUGGAUAUUGGAAAGCACUGUGUGA
Chaetura pelagica (chimney swift) is the source of this 2154-nucleotide messenger RNA. RefSeq names its product leucine rich repeat and fibronectin type III domain containing 1 (gene LRFN1). Gene Ontology annotation, molecular function: protein binding. The coding region runs from base 1 to 2154 and encodes 717 amino acids. NCBI's taxonomy places the organism in Eukaryota, Metazoa, Chordata, Aves, Apodiformes, Apodidae. The transcript is spliced from 3 exons. The record is from RefSeq and is a predicted model, not a curated record.